This is a messenger RNA of Caenorhabditis auriculariae, 2353 nucleotides long. Lineage: Eukaryota; Metazoa; Nematoda; Chromadorea; Rhabditida; Rhabditidae. The record is from the annotation of a GenBank genome assembly.
AUGAUCACAAUGAGGUUCCUUCUUCCGUUCGUAUUUCUAUUCGCUACCGUUCAAGCAGGUUUUUUUUAAAGUUUUUGUCAUACGGAAGAAAAAAAAAUGAUGAUUCUUUUUUUUCCUGAUGUCUCAUCAUAACUUUCUAUCAGAUAGCUGUGACCUGACAAAGGAGCCCAAAACCUGGGCUUCAAUUUAUGCUCACAACGUCGUCUCAUAUGCCAUUCAGACGCCUGUGAAAUAUCCGGAGCACACUUUUUGUUACCAGGUCUACCCAGUUGAAACUUUACUGACACUGAGACGAAAGAGUUCAGAAUGACAUGUCGAGCAAAACGAUCACAGUUCAUUCGCAUGUUCACAUCGCCCGAAAUAAUAUGGUCUACAACGACACUGUCACUACCGCCCCUCCCAGUGAGUCUCGGCGAGGAUUUAAGAAAGAAGCUUACUUAAUUAUUUAUUUUAAUAUAAAAAAGGCCGAUGGGGAAAAUUCCAGAAUCGCCCCCCACACUGUUUUUGCCCCCCCGCGUUCCAACAAGCCCCCACCAAGCCAAGUUCCGAUCUGUGGGGGGUAAAAAUAGGAGGACUUCAUGUGGGGGAAGAAUCGAACGCGGGGGGUGAAUAUGUAUUCUAGAAUGGCCCCCCACAGUACAAAAACAGGGGGGCGAUUCUGAAAAUGCCUAGGCAAUCUUUCAUAUUUGCCCCCCGCACGGCUUUGAAAUAGUCCCCCAGAGCUCAUUCGAACAAGCCCCCUCCCAUUUCAGAAUGACCCCCUCUCAUUUCAGAAUGGCCCCCUCCAUUUCAGAAUGGCCCCCUCCCAUUUCAGAAUGGCCCCCUCUAUUUCAGAAUGACCCCCUCUAUGUCAAGUAUUUUAUUUAUUUGACGAAUUGUUCACUGUGGCUCAGUUUUUUUUCGAAGCGAGCCACAGUCGGCUUCGCGCUAUGCGCGCUCCGCCUCCGUGUGAAGCCUUAAAAACUAAGCCUAUUUUUCCUAAGUAAUUUAUUAAUUAAUGUGCAUGAAAAGAAAAAAAGCAAAAAAAUUCUAUUCCUCAGAACAAUUACUUUAUUGAAAAACUAAUAAAGUUCAUCUUAAAUUUUUCUAAGUGGUCAGAGCCCCAUAAUUUUAUGAUAUUCGUACGUAUCUCGGCGAGACGUACCCGUAAACUUCUUUGUCUGACUUGAACUUCUCAUGAAACUCGGUCAGCGACCUAAUUUCUUCCAUGGUCUAAAAAACAAAUGACAAAAAAUAUUAAAUUCACAAAAAGAACACGAAUUUACAUGUGAAAAUACAAAAAAAAAACCAUUUGAAACAACCAAGAACGACGAAUGAUACGAAAAAAUUAGAAAAUAAAUUUAAAAAUGGAAGCUCUGACACGUGUCCUGCGUGAUCGUUGCGUGCUUUUUUUUUCGGUGUGGGGGGUUAUACUGGAUAGUUCCGGGGGGCUAUAUUGGAUAAGUGUGGGGGCUUGUUCGAACGUGUCGCGGGGGGUGAUAUCCAACAUAUGCGGGGGGCUAUACUGUAAACUCGGCGAGGAUUUAAGAAAGAAGCUUACUUAAUUAUUUAUUUUAAUAUAAAAAAGGCCGAUGGAAAGGAUUUUUUGAAUGCGAUUCUCACUGGGCUGAAGCUAUGAGACAUUUUUAAUUUUCACCACUCUCCUCACAAAGGCUCUUCCCGAGACUUUUUAUCCCAAGGUUUUGACCCUUCCUUAUUCACCUUUCUGCAGGCGUCUCCAACUGCGCCAACUUCAAUUCGCAGCUCGUUUACUGCAAAAAUCACUGCAUCGACACCCCCGUUUUGAAAGCGAUGAUCGAUAUUGCGGUCAACAACAGCCUGCCUUCGGCAGUUUCAAGCGGGGUCUAACUGACAUGAGAAGUGCAAAAAGUGGUGGUUCUUCGAUAAAUGAUUGUACAAAGAAACUUUUGGAUAUGCUGAUUCAGACCUCACCAGAAAGUGCAAGUUUCGCUUUUUGGUAGAGUUUUCUUUACAAUGUAAUGGUACUGUUCGAAUUUUAAGGUAAAAAAGCUUGACAGACAAAAUUCGCAUUUUUCAAUGAUUUCAAGAAAGUUUCAUCGACAACUUUGAUCACCAUUUUUUGCACUUUCCCUGUGAAACUAUGUGACCAGAGCUUUCAGAUUUACCAAGACAUGGGAGGUCCGCCAGACUGGACCGUGUCCACAUUCCAAGUGGACCCAUCACCAGCCAACCUUGAAAUAGACUACGAAUAUUACAGCGAUCGACGCUUCUGUGCGGUCCAACUCAAGGUGCAAGACAAAAAGAUAGUUGGAUCAUAAAAAGUUUAACAUUUUAGGCGAACAACACUCCUUACUCCCUGCUCAUAAUCGCUGCGGAAUUUUAUCUUUAUUGA